AUGGCGAGGAUGUUAGCGAUAUUGGGUGGUAUUUUGAUUUGUACUGCAACUGGAUAUGCAGACCCAACUAUCUCACCAACACAAGGCUUCACUGAAGUGGCUUUAAAUACAACAAAUUUUGUCAUACAAAAGCCAUAUGAUAAGGAGGUGUCCGAGAGCUACAGCUUCAUUAAUGGCGUCCACUCCAUGUGGGUUUAUAACGACGAUAAACCUCUUUCAAAUCACAGCAAUACGAGGCCCAGGACAGAAAUCCAAAUCACGGGAUAUGACUAUACAGAGGGAGUGUGGCAGUUCGAGGGGGAGAUGUAUGUACCGCAGGGAACAUCGGGAGUGUGCGUCAUGCAAGUUUUCGGCGCUGUUAAACAUGCCACGUCGUUAAUGCUGCUGGUUUCCAACGGAAAUCUUAGGCAUUACAAUGAUCAAGUAGUGGCGUCUGAAAUUUAUGAUCGGUGGAUUCAUCUGAACGUUAUCCACAAUGCAGAUGAAGGAAAAUUGUACAUGUUCGUUGAUGGGAUGGAGAAGGCAGUGGCUAAUGAUGGAGGUCAUGCAAAGCAUUAUUUUAAGUGUGGAGUGUACACUAAUAAUAACGCUUCAUCUUGCAUGGAAUCUCGUUGGAAAAAUAUCAGAAUUUGGACCAAAUGA
Molecule: messenger RNA, 642 nt
Organism: Cryptomeria japonica (Japanese cedar)
Lineage: Eukaryota; Viridiplantae; Streptophyta; Pinopsida; Cupressales; Cupressaceae
Product: citrate-binding protein-like
Exons: 2
Coding region: 1-642 (213 amino acids)
Source: RefSeq, a predicted model, not a curated record